Molecule: messenger RNA, 1292 nt
Organism: Silurus meridionalis
Lineage: Eukaryota; Metazoa; Chordata; Actinopteri; Siluriformes; Siluridae
Product: macrophage mannose receptor 1-like
Exons: 6
Coding region: 85-1053 (322 amino acids)
Source: RefSeq, a predicted model, not a curated record
UUAGAAAUACAUUGGGGUUUGUUAGUGCUACAAAGACUGAUCAUCUGCCCAAAUUUCAGUGAGUUCUGCAGAGGAAUAGCAGUGAUGGAUCACCGUCUGAUUGUAUUCCUGCUGAUUUUUACAGGGAUUCUUCCUCUCGUCCUGUCUGUCGAUCGUAAGUACUUCCUGAUCAAUGAAAAGAAGUCUUGGAGUGAUGCUCAAGCUUAUUGCCAAGCAAAUUACACUGACCUGGCUACCAUCGACACCAGUAACGACACGGUCAACAUUCAGAAGGAAGCAGUGGCAAAGGCAUUCUAUUCCAGGGCUUGGAUUGGACUGUACACGGAGAUCAACAAGUGGCUGUGGUCGUUUGAAAAUGAGCAGAUUGUUAAUUUUACAUCCUGGAAUGUUGUAGAUCCUAACAACUUGUUAGGAGAUGAGUGGUGUGGCUUCAUAUAUCUAGGGAAAUGGUAUGAUGCACCAUGUGAAUGGCAGUUACAAUCUGUGUGUUUUGAUGGCAGGGAGAAUGCCACUGACAGGUACAUUUUAAUCACUCAGCUUAAGACGUGGUAUGACGCUCAGAGCUACUGUAGGCAGAAGUACACAGACCUGGCCAGUGCAAGAAAUGCAACAGAAAACUCAAUUAUAGCGGGAAAAAACUUGGGGGUUUUUGUUUGGUUUGGUCUCUGCAGAGACCCCUGGAAAUGGUCAGAUCAGACCAGCAACGUAUCCAUCCUUAAAUGGUGGGCUGGAGAUGCUAAUGAUUACUUGCAGAAUAAAAGUUGUGGCUUCUUGUAUGGUGGUCUGGCUGAUCAAGCCCAGUGCUCAAAUGUAAUGCCUUUCUUCUGUUACGAAUUCCCAACUCAAAAGCAGAUCCUAAAAGUGAAGGUCAAGUCCAGUCAGGAUGUGAACGAUCCUGCAACAUUGGCAUCCAUCUUUGAGAAGAUCAACCAGACACUGGUGGAUCACAGAAUGGCUGAGACCAUCACUGUGAAAUGGAGACAGCAAUCAGAUGGAGUGGUGUUUCACAAAGAAAAGGAAAAUGUUACUAAAAUUGGACAAGGACACAUGUGAUCUUUAAAUCUGUAGCAUCACUUUGAAUCAUUUUAUUACUUGAGUCUAUAUAAAAUAUGUAAUAUUUUCACUUUAUUAAGUAGUUCUUUGUUAUAAUUAUAGUAAAUGUUAAAAGCACUGUACAAUUCAAACUAAAUUGAAUUUACUAUUUCAUCACUGCUUAGUAUUAAUCAGGAUUCAAUUGAUUAGCUAGCAAAUUCAUCUCUGCAGAUUUUAUGAAAUAAAUGCUUACAUAUGAA